Molecule: messenger RNA, 526 nt
Organism: Gigantopelta aegis
Lineage: Eukaryota; Metazoa; Mollusca; Gastropoda; Neomphalida; Peltospiridae
Exons: 3
Coding region: 15-500 (161 amino acids)
Source: RefSeq, a predicted model, not a curated record
ACACAUGUGUACAGAUGAAUCAAUCAGCGAUGUACAAGGAGUGUUUCUUGACGGAUUCGUACCUGGCAACACAGGCAUCACCUGUAACUGUUCACUUCAGGCAACAACAACACUUCAGAUUGGAAUUAGUCAGGCUUCAAUUCCAGAACAAAUGUGUGGAUCUUCAGCAACAACGUACAUCCGUAUAUAAUUGUAGAACUGGUGGAUAUGUACCGACAUUAGAGAGAACUAUUGAUGAGAAAGGGGCCUCAAUUACUGUGGAAACUAGUGCGACACACAGCGUGAAUAUCACUUACUGCAUCAACUUCUACAUCAGAGUUGGUUCAGGUAGUUUGAGUCUUCAGUUUUAUUCGUCAGAAGACAAAACCACAGUCCCGAUGGCGACACAGUCAACGACCAAGACAAUCCCCGUGACGAAGACAGAUACACCAUCAGACUGUACCUGCACCGAUAUGCUCAGUACGUUCCGUAAAUGUCCGUUGUCAAUCGGCAAACACUGAUCUCUUGUCUGGGACAAGUUAUGCUG